Molecule: messenger RNA, 2098 nt
Organism: Syzygium oleosum
Lineage: Eukaryota; Viridiplantae; Streptophyta; Magnoliopsida; Myrtales; Myrtaceae
Exons: 12
Coding region: 40-1869 (609 amino acids)
Biological process (GO): 'de novo' IMP biosynthetic process
Cellular component (GO): cytosol
Molecular function (GO): IMP cyclohydrolase activity; phosphoribosylaminoimidazolecarboxamide formyltransferase activity
Source: RefSeq, a predicted model, not a curated record
GACACUCGGCAAAGCAAUACACAGCAGAGCAGAGUAAGCAUGUUGGGUUCUCCCGCCGCCGCCUCCACCUCCACCUCCUCCGCCGCUGCCGCCGUCCGGAGCUCUCUGCUUCACUCCUCCUCCACCGCUCACCGGACCAGAACUUGCCCUUCCACCUCUCACCUGGCACUCGCGGUGUGUGUUCGACUUCAAUCUUGUUCGUCGCGCGCUGCUUCUCCGAUUAAAGCCAUGGCUGCCGAGGCUGAAAUUCUGUCCGCGCCCAACAAGGAGUCUCGCCCUUCUGCUCCUCGGAGCAAGCAGGCAUUGAUAUCUUUGUCUGAUAAAACUGAUUUGGCUUUUCUUGGAAAGGGCCUCCAGGAAUUGGGGUAUACUGUUGUCUCAACUGGAGGAACCGCAUCUGCUCUGGAAAAUGCUGGGUUAUCGGUCACCAAAGUGGAACAGCUUACUUGCUUCCCUGAGAUGCUGGAUGGUCGCGUAAAGACCUUGCAUCCUCAUAUUCAUGGAGGAAUCCUCGCUCGGAGAGAUCAACAGCAUCACAUGGAGGCUCUCGAUAAGCAUGGAAUUGGUACUUUUGAUGUAGUGGUGGUUAAUUUGUAUCCAUUCUACAACAAAGUUACCUCUGCGGCUGAUGUUGAAUUUGAAGAUGGAAUUGAGAAUGUUGACAUUGGUGGUCCUGCCAUGAUCAGAGCUGCUGCAAAGAAUCAUAAGGAUGUCCUCGUUGUGGUUGAUUCACAUGACUACCCUGCACUGCUGGAGUUCCUGAAGAGUAACGGAGAUGAUCAACAAUUCCGUAGAAAACUUGCUUGGAAGGCCUUUCAGCAUGUUGCUUCCUAUGAUUCUGCGGUGUCAGAGUGGCUUUGGAGACAAACAACUGGAGAGAAAUUUCCUCCCAGCUUAACAGUGCCUCUGUCUAUUAAAAGUUCUCUUCGUUAUGGUGAGAAUCCCCACCAGAAGGCUGCAUUUUAUGUGGACAAGAGUCUUGCUGAGUUUAAUGGAGGUGGUAUUGCGACUGCAAUCCAACAUCAUGGAAAGGAAAUGUCAUAUAAUAACUAUCUCGAUGCUGAUGCUGCCUGGAAUUGUGUAUCCGAGUUUAGUGACCCUACAUGUGUCGUUGUAAAGCAUACAAAUCCUUGUGGGGUGGCUUCCCGCGGCGAUAUUCUUGAAGCAUACAGAUUAGCAGUCAAAGCAGAUCCAGUCAGUGCAUUUGGUGGUAUAGUGGCCUUCAAUGUAGAAAUUGAUGAGAAAUUGGCUAGGGAGAUCCGGGAGUUCAGAAGCCCAACAGAUGGUGAAACUCGGAUGUUCUAUGAGAUUGUGGUGGCACCCAAGUACUCAAAGAAGGGGCUAGAGGUUCUCCGUGGGAAAUCGAAAACGUUGAGGAUCCUGGAAGCGAAGGAGAAUGAAAAAGGGAAGCUUUCACUGAGACAGGUCGGUGGAGGAUGGCUGGCUCAGGAUUCUGAUGAUUUAACUCCCGCAGACAUUCAAUUCAAUGCGGUCUCAGGGACAACUCCACAAGAGAGCGAGCUUGAAGAUGCAAAGUUUGCAUGGCUCUGCGUUAAGCAUGUCAAGAGCAAUGCCAUCGUCAUAGCGAAGAACAAGUGCAUGCUGGGCAUGGGAAGUGGACAACCAAACCGUUUGGAGAGUUUGAGGAUAGCUAUGAGGAAAUCUGGAGAGGAGGUCAAGGGGGCAGCUUUGGCGAGUGAUGCAUUCUUCCCAUUUGCUUGGAACGACGCAGUAGAAGAAGCUUGUCAGAGUGGGAUCGCUGUCAUUGCAGAACCUGGCGGAAGCAUUAGAGACCAGGAUGCCAUAGAAUGUUGUAACAAGUAUGGCGUCUCGCUUGUUUUCACUAAUGUGAGGCACUUCAGACAUUGAUGCUGCACUUGCCCUCCUCCUCCCGCUCCAAUAUCGCGAGGAAAUUUUGCGGAAAUAAAUUCUAGCGUCUGUUCUUGCUAUACUGCGAGCGAUGGGUGAAUGCGUUCUGUACUAAAUAUGAUCUGUAUGUGAGUUUUGCAGUCACGCACUUGAUUUGUGUGAUUGCUUUUGGUGCUAUGUAUCAGAGUUGCCGAAAUGAGCACUCAGCAAACUUUGUGACUGUUUUAAA